AUGAACUCCUUCUCUUCGCAAGACUUCCAGGACUGGGUGGACCGACGCCAAAGUACUGUUUCUUCCUCCACCGUGUCGUCCGCGUCAACGAGCAUCCUCUUCCCGAGCCCCGCGACCUCGCCGGGGUCCAGCUCGAGGAAACAGUCCUGGCAGUUCUACGAUGAUGUCGUGCGGCUGGAACUGACUCCGUCGGUGCAAAUUUCCUUUGUGAAACAUGGACAGCUGUUUAAGCUGAAAUACACUUAUAUCGAUAUCUGCAAAGAUGCGACGGGUGCGCUGAGGUGUUUAGAGCUUGGGGGAGGACUCGGGCAACAGACACCUUUCAUCCACGGCUGUGAGUUGCGCGGGCUGUCCACGGAGUCGACAAAGGAUGCUAAUCAGGGCGAUUUAGUUUCAAAUACCAAACUUCCAGUUCCGCAUUUAGAGCACCCAAAAGCUGGCGACGACUACCCUCUGCGGGUGUCAUUCAUGGAGCAGCAGACAAUCCAGGCUGCCCAUACAGUGUUUAUGACCCAACUCUCCUAUAAAUUCGAAAACUGGAAUGGUAUGCGACCGCGAAACCCCGAGUUCCAGGCCUUGCGCUUACAGGUUACAGAUUGUGUACGAUUUCAGGAGAUUCUCCUCGGCUCCAAGCUCAUAUUCAUCGGUGGGAUGGCCGAGGCCAAAUCCAAAGGUCGAGGAGAAGAAUGCAUUAGCCAAAACCUCCGCAUCCUCCGCGGCCACAAUGGAAAACGCGUCAUGCUCUUCUUUGCUAAUUCCCAACGGAGGGAGCUCAAACGAUACGUCUCUAUUCCACGUGAGUCAACACGCCCUCUGUCUAGACUCGGACGCGCCCCUUCCCCCGUGGCACUUGCUAAUUUCCGGCUAGUUAACUGCGUUGGGGGUAUUAAACCGCCGAAAAAGGCUGGGCGACCAGCCACACUGGAUCUAAAUCCGAACUUUGAGAUUCUGUCUCAGAUGAGGAAUUUUACAGUUCAGUUUCUUGACGACGACGGUUAG
Penicillium nucicola is the source of this 999-nucleotide messenger RNA. RefSeq lists its product as uncharacterized. Bases 1 to 999 code for a protein of 332 amino acids. The transcript has 2 exons. The record is from RefSeq and is a predicted model, not a curated record. Lineage: Eukaryota; Fungi; Ascomycota; Eurotiomycetes; Eurotiales; Aspergillaceae.